CUCAUAUUUGUACGAGAAACAAAUCAGCAGCAAAAAAUAUACACUGAGGUGGCACAUAAAUACUUAAGUGUAGAUUCUGUUUCUGAUACCAUAUGACCCAAAAAGUGUGGCUAAAGCAUCCAUCAUAUGGAAUCCUGAUCUCUUUCGCAUUUAACCAACGUGGGUCUUUUAAUUCUUCCCAAUAUUUUUACACAGAAGGGCUUCUUUCAGUUCCAAAAAGAAAGAAAGAGGAAAACAUUUUGGACACAAAACUGCCAAAGUCGAAACUUUACUUGCUAAUACUGAUGCGGUCUUUCUAUGUUAUCAUUUUGUCAAAAAAUUGCAAAGAAACCUCUUCAUUCUCUAAUUUCAACAACUUCAUUCAAAUCCAAUCUCAUUCAACACUUGUCUUUAUCCACCACUACUCACUCCUAUCUUCUAUCACUAACUUCUACUCUCAAAUCUCUUAACCAAACGAAACAAUCUCACGCUUUUGCACUUCUAAAUGGCUUCCUUCCACAAAGUAUCUCUCUUUGCGCCUCUCUUAUCCUCCGCUACGCCACUUUUCACCACCCAUCAACCUCUCACCGUCUCUUUCAACAGACCCUUUCUUUUAUUCACUCUGCAUUCUUGUGCAAUACCCUUAUUAGGGCUUUCUCCAUUGCUAAAGUCAAUGAUAACUUUGAAACUUAUAAUCAAAUGGUUAGAAAUGGCAUUAGGCCUGAUGAUCACACCUUCCCUUUUGUCCUCAAGGCUUGUGCUGAUAAUUUGAAUGUUCAGAAGGGUAUGGAGAUUCAUGGGUGUGUGUUUAAACUCGGGUUUGAUUUCGAUGUCUUUGUGGGUAAUACCCUUUUGUUGUUUUACGGUAACACUGGCUAUUUGAGCGAUGCUAAGAAGGUGUUUGAUGAAAUGCUUGAAAGAGAUGUUGUGUCGUGGAAUACACUUCUUGGAGCGUUUUCAGUUAAUGGGUUUUAUCUGAAAGCACUUGAUUUGUUUUAUGAAAUGAAUUUGAGGUCUGGAUUUAGACCUAAUAUGGUUACUGUUGUUAGUGUGUUGCCGGUUUGUGCUGCGCUUGAAGAUGAGGUGGUGGCGAGUGAAAUUCACUGUUAUGUUGUGAAGAUUGGGUUGGAUUCUCAGGUGACUCUAUGUAAUGCCUUAGUUGAUGUGUAUGGCAAAUGCGGGAAUCUGAAGAGUUCAAGGCGAGUUUUUGAUGAAAUGAUGGAGAGGAAUGAGGUUUCUUGGAAUGCAAUUAUUACUAGUCUUGCUUAUAUGGAGCAUAAUAAAGAUGCACUUGAGGCGUUUAGAUUGAUGAUCAAUGAAGAGGUGAAACCAAAUUCGGUCACCAUUGCUAGUAUUUUACCUGUAUUGGUUGAAUUAGAACAUUUUGAUUUAGGUAAGGAAAUUCAUGGUUUCAGCUUAAGAUUCGGAAUUGAAUCUGAUGUUUUUAUUUCCAACUCAUUGAUUGAUAUGUAUGCAAAAUCUGGCCAUUCAACCCAAGCUUCUGUUGUGUUUCAUCUAAUGACUGAAAAGAAUGUUGUUUCUUGGAAUGCCAUGGUUGCUAAUUUUGCUCAAAACAGGUUUGAAUUAGCAGCCAUAGAGUUGGUGAGGCAAAUGCAAACUGAUGGUGCAAUUCCAAAUCCAGUCACCUUCACGAAUGCUCUUCCAGCUUGCGCACGAAUGGGAUUCCUUCGUCCUGGAAAAGAAAUCCAUGCAAGGGCAUUCCGCAUGGGAUGCUACUUUGAUCUGUUUGUCUCCAAUGCUCUGACAGAUAUGUAUGCUAAGUGUGGUUUCCUGAAUCUUGCUCGAAAUGUAUUUAACAUCUCCCUCAGAGAUGAAGUAUCUUAUAACAUUUUGAUUGUUGGAUAUUCUCAAACAACUAAUAGCUCAGAGUCUCUUAGUUUAUUCUUAGAAAUGGGGCUUGUGGGUAUGGAGCGCGAUGUAGUUUCCUACAUGGGAGUUAUUGCAGCAUGUGCAAGUCUAGUGGCGUUGAAGCAGGGAGAAGAGAUCCAUGCAUUAGUUGUACGGAAGAAUUUGCACAUGCAUAUCUUUAUUGCUAACUCACUUUUGGAUUUCUAUACCAAGUGUGGGAAAAUUGAUCUUGCUUGUAAGAUCUUUUACCGAAUUUCAGAGAAGGAUGCAGCCUCUUGGAAUACCAUUAUUUUAGGUGUUGGAAUGCUAGGUGAGUUGGAGGCUGCCAUCAAUCUCUUUGAAGCAAUGAGAGAAGAUGGUGUGGAAUAUGAUUCAGUAUCAUAUAUUGCAGUCUUGUCAGCUUGUAGUCACGGCGGGCUAGUCGAAAAGGGGAAGAAGUACUUCGAGCAAAUGCAAUCUCAAAAUAUUAAGCCAACACAAAUGCACUAUGCCUGUAUGGUUGACCUCCUUGGCCGGGCUGGACUUAUGGAAGAAGCAGUAAAACUCAUUAAAGGUUUGCCUAUUAAACCAGAUGCCAAUGUAUGGGGUGCUAUGCUUGGAGCUUGCAGAAUCUAUGGGAAUAUAGAGUUGGCAUCUUGGGCAGCAGAACAUUUAUUUGAGUUAAAGCCACAGCAUUCUGGAUACUACGCCAUUCUUUCAAACAUGUAUGCAGAAGCAGGAAAAUGGGAUGAGGCAAACAGGGUAAGGGAGCUAAUGAAGUCGAAGGGUGCAAAGAAAAAUCCUGGUUGCAGUUGGGUCCGAAUUGACAACCAGAUCCAUGCAUUUGUAGCAGGAGACAAAAUUGAGAAAUUUGAUCCAGGUAUUUGGCUUGCAGAAUCAUGAUAAAAUUAUUAGAAACUGCAAUUCAGUUUGAAGACUGACUUUGGAAAGUAAGCUGCAUUUGAUAAGAAGUCUCAGGAUACAAAGAUAGUAAAAUACAAGUUGCUGUUAUUUCAAGAGAUCACAGAGUUGUUUCGGUUGCAAUAAGAUCAUUGACAGUUGAACAUAGUA
This is a messenger RNA of Ricinus communis (castor bean), 2898 nucleotides long. Its product is annotated as pentatricopeptide repeat-containing protein At2g13600. The record is from RefSeq and is a predicted model, not a curated record. Bases 298 to 2730 code for a protein of 810 amino acids. Gene Ontology annotation, biological process: RNA modification. Gene Ontology annotation, molecular function: RNA binding; protein binding. Lineage: Eukaryota; Viridiplantae; Streptophyta; Magnoliopsida; Malpighiales; Euphorbiaceae. The transcript has a single exon.